Messenger RNA from Papaver somniferum (opium poppy), 710 nucleotides. RefSeq lists its product as uncharacterized. The coding region runs from base 1 to 582 and encodes 193 amino acids. NCBI's taxonomy places the organism in Eukaryota, Viridiplantae, Streptophyta, Magnoliopsida, Ranunculales, Papaveraceae. The transcript has 5 exons. The record is from RefSeq and is a predicted model, not a curated record.
AUGUUUGCCUCAAGACAGAAAAGCUCUCUACUGAUUUUCUGUUCACAAGAAUCACAACUAUGUCAUCGGAAUUUGAAUGAAUUUGAUGAAUCUAUAGCACCAGCAGUGGGCUUAUCUGUUGGUUUAGCAAUUGGUCAAACCCUAGUUUCAGAUGAGAUCUCCCAGUUCAUUAAGCGGUCUGAUCAAGCUUGUAGCCUGCAGGUAGCUCAUGAAGUGGACAAGCUACCCAUCAGAAUUGGAUUCAUGGCGUGCUUCAAUUCACUCACCCAGGCAAACGAAUGCCUGUUCUCCCAUACCGUAGAUCUUUGCUUGGUUCCUCGAGAAGGAAGUCUUCCAGAGCAUUGGAAGGGAACACGCAUAUGGAGAUCAGCGAGGAAAAUGAAUCGCAUAUGGAGAUCAGCGAGGAAAAUGAAUCGACAAACUAUACACGGCUUCUACUCUGUAUCAUUAGCUUUAUGUUCUGCCGCAGGCAAAAAUGUGAAAGACAUCAGGCAGAGUCACAUAGGUGAACGAAUGAUUGGGCAUCGUGUGCAAGUCAAACUACAAGGGGUUAACCAGUUCUUCCUUAUACAACGGGUAUAGCAUACAAAGAAAUGUACGGCUACUAGAAAGCUUAUCGACCGCAUAUAUCUCCAGAGGCUAUCAGUCAGUAAAAACAUUAGAUCAGUUUAUGGUCCAGAGAUAAAAACAAAAAUAGGAACAUGAGGAAA